GAUCAUUAAUUUCUCUACGUCCCAGAAUCUAUAUUGAGUUUGACUCGAAGCUUCAUUGUCAAAAUGUCGACUGUAUAUACGUCUCCGUCAGAAAUUGCCGACUUAGUGAAAGGUGUAAAUGAAGCGGCUGCUAGCUUUGACACAGCAGCUGCAGCUCAAGGUGACCUUCAUGUUGCUCGACGAAAGCUGCAGCACGAGGCUAGAAAGCUUCUCAAUUCUUUGGAAGAGCCUAAUGGAGAAGUUUGGCCUCGGAUAUUUCAAGUCAAUGUCAGUGUUUCAAUUGAGAUCGUGUCUCAACUUAAACUAUGGGAGAAGUUCGAAGGAGGAAAGGAAGUUUCCCUGGCGGAAAUUGUGGAGUCCACUGAAGCCGAUGAAAUAAUCAUUAUCCGUAUAUUCCGUCAGCUCACAGCGGCAAACCUGUUUGUGGAAUCCAUGGGCCCUAGAGGCCCAGGUUUCAUUCUCACUUCCCUCGGGAAACCAUAUCUGCACCCCGACCACCGCGCAUUCAACAACUUCGUAUUCUUCGAUCUCAUUCCUUCGAUCAUGGCAAUGCCAAAAACAUUGGCAGAGAAGCAGUACAAAGCGCCCACUAAAGAGACGGGAACACCUUUCAAAUGGGCCUACGGGGAGGAGCUCUGGACCUGGCUAGGCUCCCACCCCGAUCGAGCCCUCAAUAUGGUUGCUGGUAUGACGUCACAUAACGCCCUGGAUGCUUAUCCAUGGGGUGCUGAGCUUGGAAAGUUGGACCUGAAAGAUGAAGACAUUGCGGUUGUGGAUAUUGCUGGGGGCCAAGGGCACAUCAUGGGCGAGGUCCGUCAAAGAAACCCGCAGAUCAAAGGACGGUUUAUUGUUCAAGAUUUACCUUCUACAUUUGAAGCUGUGCCCACUCCACCAACUGGAGUAAAUUUCAUGAAUUAUGACAUCUUCACUCCCCAACCUGUCAAAGACGCCGAUGUCUAUCAUUAUCGCCAUAUUUUCCAUAAUUGGAGUGACGAUGAUUGCACCACCAUUCUCGGGCAAAUUGUGCCAGUGUUAAAAACGCAGCCAAGAAGCAAAUUGCUGUUGGUUGAUGUGGUGUUGCCAGACUCGAACGGGACAAUGCAAGAGGCAAUUAUGGAUAUCACGAUGUUUCCAAUGGGGGGGAUGGAGAGGACUGAAAGUCAGUGGAGGAAACUACUUGCAAGGAGUGGCUUGGGAAUCAAGAAGAUCUGGAGAGGGAGCGAACCAGAGGCCUGUAUCGAGUGUCAGAUAGAUUAGGGGCAUACAAUUGUGAAUGAUGAAUUAUCUCGGCA
Messenger RNA from Pseudogymnoascus verrucosus, 1292 nucleotides. RefSeq lists its product as uncharacterized. Gene Ontology annotation, molecular function: O-methyltransferase activity. The transcript is spliced from 4 exons. Bases 64 to 1257 code for a protein of 397 amino acids. The record is from RefSeq and is a predicted model, not a curated record. NCBI's taxonomy places the organism in Eukaryota, Fungi, Ascomycota, Leotiomycetes, Thelebolales, Thelebolaceae.